Molecule: messenger RNA, 1242 nt
Organism: Aspergillus puulaauensis
Lineage: Eukaryota; Fungi; Ascomycota; Eurotiomycetes; Eurotiales; Aspergillaceae
Product: cyclic nucleotide-binding domain-containing protein
Exons: 1
Coding region: 1-1242 (413 amino acids)
Biological process (GO): regulation of protein phosphorylation
Cellular component (GO): nucleus; cAMP-dependent protein kinase complex
Molecular function (GO): cAMP-dependent protein kinase regulator activity
Source: RefSeq, a predicted model, not a curated record
AUGUCGAAUAGCUCGUUCCCGGGUACCAACCCUUUUCUAAAAGUGGCCACCAAAGAUGAGAACAAGCCCUCGGCGUUCAACAAAAUCGCAGAAGACGAAGAGUAUGAGGUGACGUCACCAACCGACUCAACGUUCAAAACCAGCAAGAUCGCUGCCAGCAACUCGUCCGGCGGAAAUAAUCCUCUCGAGACUGGUCGGGCUGGUGAAUCGGGCGAGGGAAUACGUUUUGGAAGGGAUCCGUUUGGUGGUGGCCUCGGUGGCCAGGAAGGCCAGGAUGAAUCUGGACUACCAGAGGACUUCCGCCCAACCGGUGGGCCCAGCCAUGGCUUUCCCAACAAUUACGCCCUAGGUCGCCGAACAUCUGUAUCUGCUGAAUCUCUGAACCCUACAUCCGCUGGCUCAGAUAGCUGGACCCCGCCGCACCAUCCAAAGUCGGAGGAACAGGUCGGCCGCCUGAAGACAGCCGUCAGCAACAACUUCCUCUUUUCCCAUUUGGACGACGACCAGUCUCGGACUGUGCUAGAUGCCCUAGUUGAGAAGCCCAUCCCAGCAAAGGAUAUCAAGGUCAUCUCCCAGGGCGAUGCUGGUGACUUUUUCUACAUCGUUGAAGAUGGCCAUUUUGAUGUUUACAUCAACCCCUCUGGCUCUGUGCAAUCGGGCCCAGAUGGAAUGGGUAACAAAGUCGGCACAAUUGGACCUGGUGGCUCAUUUGGAGAACUGGCUCUCAUGUACAACGCACCUCGAGCAGCAACAAUUGUAUCGGCCGACUCAAAAAGCACUCUCUGGGCUCUAGAUCGCAUUACCUUCCGGCGCAUCCUCAUGGACUCGGCAUUCCAGCGACGACGCAUGUACGAGGCUUUCUUGGAAGAAGUUCCGCUCCUCUCGUCGCUCAAGCACUAUGAGCGUGCGAAGAUCGCUGACGCGCUCGACACACUCAAAUAUCCAGCAGGUUCACGUAUUAUUAAUGAGGGUGACCCAGGCGAUGCCUUUUUCCUCCUUGAGUCUGGCGAGGCUGAUGCUUUCAUGGAAGGCGUGGAAGAACCGGCCAAGUCAUACAAAAGGGGAGAUUACUUUGGUGAACUCGCCCUAUUGGACGACAAGCCUCGAGCAGCCAGUGUUGUCGCCCGAACUGAGGUCAAAGUUGCCAGACUCGGCCGGGAUGGGUUCAAGCGGCUGUUGGGCCCAGUGGAGAAUAUCAUGAGAAGGACGGAGUACACAUCGAGACCCUCUACAGCACAAUAA